Messenger RNA from Dendrobium catenatum, 1648 nucleotides. RefSeq names its product S-adenosylmethionine synthase. The record is from RefSeq and is a predicted model, not a curated record. The coding region runs from base 12 to 1319 and encodes 435 amino acids. Gene Ontology annotation, cellular component: cytosol. Gene Ontology annotation, biological process: S-adenosylmethionine biosynthetic process. Gene Ontology annotation, molecular function: ATP binding; methionine adenosyltransferase activity. Lineage: Eukaryota; Viridiplantae; Streptophyta; Magnoliopsida; Asparagales; Orchidaceae. The transcript has 2 exons.
UCGGCCAACGAAUGGGGCAAGGCGUGAAACGGGGUAAGAACUUCUCUUCUCCACUCUUCCGGAGAUCUGAGCUAGGGUUUCUCGCCGCAAGUGACAAUCUAUCGGACUCCUUAGAUCGUUUAGCGGUGAAGAUGGCUGAGUUGGACACAUUCCUUUUCACCUCUGAGUCCGUCAAUGAGGGACACCCAGACAAGCUCUGUGACCAGAUCUCUGAUGCCAUCCUUGAUGCUUGCCUUGAGCAGGACCCUGACAGCAAGGUCGCCUGCGAGACUUGCAGCAAGACUAACAUGGUCAUGAUCUUCGGCGAGAUCACCACCAAGGCAAAUGUUGACUACGAGAAGAUCGUUCGCGAUACUUGCCGGGCGAUCGGAUUCGUGUCCGAUGAUGUAGGCCUGGAUGCUGACAAUUGCAAGGUGCUUGUAAACAUUGAGCAACAAUCUCCUGACAUUGCUCAGGGUGUGCAUGGACACUUCACCAAGCGCCCAGAAGAGAUCGGUGCAGGCGACCAGGGCCACAUGUUUGGCUAUGCAACAGAUGAGACCCCAGAAUUGAUGCCCUUGAGUCAUGUUCUUGCCACCAAGCUCGGUGCCCGUCUCACCGAGGUCCGCAAGAACGGCACCUGCCCCUGGCUCAGACCCGACGGCAAGACGCAAGUCACUGUUGAGUACAGAAACGACGGCGGCGCCAUGGUUCCUAUCCGUGUUCACACCGUGCUCAUCUCCACCCAGCACGAUGAGACCGUCACCAAUGAUGAGAUUGCCGCUGAUCUCAAGGAGCAUGUAAUCAAGCCUGUGGUCCCUGAGCAGUACCUAGAUGAGAAAACCAUCUUCCACCUAAACCCAUCAGGCCGCUUCGUCAUUGGUGGCCCUCACGGUGAUGCUGGCCUCACCGGCCGCAAGAUCAUCAUCGACACCUACGGUGGCUGGGGUGCCCAUGGCGGCGGUGCCUUCUCUGGCAAGGAUCCGACGAAGGUCGACAGGAGCGGUGCAUACAUCGUAAGGCAGGCUGCAAAGAGCGUCGUGGCCAAUGGUCUUGCUCGCCGCUGCAUUGUUCAGGUCUCCUAUGCCAUUGGUGUUCCCGAACCGCUCUCUGUGUUCGUUGACACAUACGGCACAGGCAAGAUCCCAGAUAAGGAGAUCCUGAAUAUUGUCAAGGAGAAUUUCGACUUCAGGCCUGGGAUGAUCACCAUCAACCUUGACCUGAAGAGGGGAGGCAACCGGUUUAUCAAGACGGCUGCGUAUGGCCACUUUGGAAGAGAUGACCCUGAUUUCACCUGGGAGGUGGUGAAGCCUCUCAAGUGGGAGAAACCAGCGGCCUAAGAAAGAUUUAGACAUCCCUGAACUAUUCAGUUCCGUUAACUACAAUAUAUUUGAGUGCUCUAGCCGCUGCUGCCAUUGUGCUGAAGCUUCUUCCUCUCUCUCUCUCUCUCUAUCCUGCUGGGUGAUAUUAGUGUUUUCUUUUUAAUUGUUUGUUGCUGGACGUUAAGUGAAGUUUGUGCUGGAAAAAUAUAUGGAUUCUUUUCAGUUCGCAGAACAGAUUAACUGAAGAUGAAAGUCAGUGUGGUAUUUUGUUCGGUUACUUUUUAUAUGCAGCCUACAUGUACUUAAAUGUUUUAUCAUAAAGUAAUAGAACUGCCAGUUUCAUAUCU